This is a messenger RNA of Pollicipes pollicipes, 783 nucleotides long. RefSeq lists its product as uncharacterized. Gene Ontology annotation, cellular component: membrane. The transcript has a single exon. The coding region runs from base 1 to 783 and encodes 260 amino acids. NCBI's taxonomy places the organism in Eukaryota, Metazoa, Arthropoda, Thecostraca, Pollicipedomorpha, Pollicipedidae. Gene Ontology annotation, biological process: G protein-coupled receptor signaling pathway. The record is from RefSeq and is a predicted model, not a curated record. Gene Ontology annotation, molecular function: G protein-coupled receptor activity.
AUGGCCGGGCCUCCGACGAGCUCGUGUGACGAGCCCGACGAGCGGAUGGCGCGGUUGACGCAGGCGGCGUACGUCUGGUGCGCGCCCGCCAUCUGCGCGCUCGGUCUGGCGGCGAACAUCGCCAACCUGACCGUGCUGCGCCGGCCGCCGCUGCGCGCGCUCACCGUCUACACGUACCUGCACUGGCUGUCGGUGUCCGACCUGCUGGGGCUCCUCUUCUCCACGCUGUUCGUGUACCUGCUGACACAGGAGACGCGCUUCGACCGUUGUGGCGCGUCGCUGUCGCUCGCCUUCUACGCAGCGCACCUUAACAAGCCACUGACGAACAUGUUCGUGUCGGCGAGCGUGUUCAUCACGCUCUGGCUGUCGGCCAACCGGCGCGAGGCGAUGAUGCGCCCGGCGGCUUACCACGCCACAGAGACGGCAGACCUGGCGUUCGUGCGCAUAGCCGGCUCGCUGGUGGUGGCGCUGGCCCUGUACGUGCCGAUGGUGUUCCAGUACGAGGUACAGCUGGACAGCACGCUAGGGACGUACGUGCUGCGCGAGGAGGAGUUCACUGCCACCAAGGGCUGGCUCGCAUACCAGUGGCUGCUGCAGGCGAGCGUGCGCCUGCUACCGUCCGCCAUCAUCGUCUUCAACAACGUGCUGGUGGCGCGCGGCCUGCUGGCUCAACGUAAUCGCCGUUCGCUGGUGCCGCUGUCGUCCGACCCGACGCCACCGGCUCGGGGCGCGUGGUGCCUCUGCUGCGCCCCCGCCAGCACGGAGCUGGGCCCCUGGCGGUGA